AUGAUUGAGGAACCUAAUGGCAGCAGUUCACGUGGAAGAGGCUUUAGGAAAAAAAUAACAAGAGAGAAACUUGACACGUCGCGAUCGCAUUGGGAGAUUGAGAUUCCCAUUGUUGCGAAAGGAUUGUUACUUUGUACUACCCACUUUAACAUGAAGAAACAAGACUUCCACUUGGUAGAAGCAGAGGAAGAGACUUCAAGCCCAUUGAGUGCUCAAAUAUUUGAGCUGUGUGAUCCUGACUUAUUCCCAGAAGCACUUCAAAGCUCUGAAAUUAAUACUAGCUCCAACUGUUGCUAUGAAGACAACUCCUUUUACACCACAAACCAUUCCUUUGCUCCUGACAUGGACAACUUUCAUAUCACUUCAGACAAAAUUAGUACCAAAAACACCCUCGGAUCCACCACCAUCACCGCCACCGCCACCACAUCCGCCAACUCUACGCCAACGGGGGCCUCCACCACCACCAGCCUCUCGGCACUCUUCUGCGCCCAAGAAGAGAUUGAGAAUGACGUCUCUCCAACCGUAGAAAUUUCGCAGUCUACAUCUUUCUCUAUUCCUCAAUUUCUCCCUAACCAACAAGACCAAUUUGAUUUAUCCUCUCUUCAAUCUGGAGCCCAAUUGGAAGAAUCUAUCGCUGUUAAUGAUGGGUUUUCACCGUAUCCUCCUAACUCGAUUCCCUCUGUCGUGGAGCCCAUGGUUCUGCCUUCGGUUUUUGAAGAAGAUUGCUUGAAUUUGAUGCCUCCUUAUACGAAUUUGAACUCUUCAUCGACAACUUCUUGCUCUUUUCUUGAGGCUUCCAGUGGAAUGAGGCCUUAUCUGGCUACCAAUCUGGGACCUGCAAUUGCUGCUGACGAUUCUGGGAUUUUCAAUGGAAGAAUAAUCAUGGGCAGUGAGUUGAAGAACCAAAAAUUGGAAUUUCAGGAGCAAAAUGGUGGAAUUUUCUGCCCGGAACCUUUGCCCGCGGUUUACAAUUCCAGUAACCUACAGGCACUUAAUAGUGAGAAGCAACAUGUCACAAAUGGAGGUGGGAGUUCAACUCCUCUGGUUCCAGACAUAGCCGUUUUGGAAGACUCAUCAUUCAAGGUUGGGAAGCUAUCUGUUGAGGAGAGAAAGGAGAAGAUCCAUAGAUACAUGAAGAAAAGGAAAGAGAGGAAUUUCAGCAAGAAAAUCAAGUAUGCCUGCCGGAAAACUCUAGCAGAUAGCAGGCCUCGGGUUAGAGGAAGGUUCGCCAGGAACGAUGAGUUCUGUGACAUCCCUAGAGUAACCUGCGGUAACCAUGAAGAAGACACAGACGAGGAUGUGAUGAAGCAUUUUUACACAUUUGACCCUUUACCAACCGGGACAUACCCAUCCCUCCCUGAAUAG
Messenger RNA from Thlaspi arvense, 1365 nucleotides. Lineage: Eukaryota; Viridiplantae; Streptophyta; Magnoliopsida; Brassicales; Brassicaceae. The record is from the annotation of a GenBank genome assembly.